CCACCUCACGGGAGACCUGCAUAUGUGAGGGAGUGGCCACCUGCUCAGUGUGAGAGUCAAACUGUCAGGCCCGGACUGUCCGCGAGGAAUAACACCUUCUGUCAAGCUUUUAUUCUUAGAGGAAUCAAACCAGAAGCAGCGCCACGUACUUCAAAUCCAUGGAUGGAUGUCUCCCCCCCCCCCGAGAAUUCAUCUUAAACUUCACCCUCCUCCAUCCCCUCUUGUCAGGCCUCCCACACCCAGGUGAUGGUGCAACAUGCCGGCCACGCUGCACGCUUCAUCUUCUCCCUCUUUCCCUUUCUCACCAAACGCACACACACACACACACACACACAAACACACCCACACAGCCCUGCUGGUGGAAUUCAUGGCCUCAGGCUAACAAAACACAACCUCGUCCAACAGCGGGGAACUAACACAGCUCAGCUCCCCCUCGCAGCAGACUGACAGCACGGAGCUCUCCAUUUAUGAGAAAACACGUUAUGGUGCUUUUCUGACGGACGCUAUUGUGAGGUGGGUGACUGACAGAAUGAUCUGCUCUCACUCUGUUUGCUGAGUCAACAUGCCAUCAGAUGUUUGAUUGACAGGGCAGAAUAUUAGUGUGAUGACUGGAGAGACUCAUGUUUUGGGGGCUUAAGGUGGGAGCAGCUCUGGAUUUAUUUCCCUGAUUUCUUUAUUUGAUGCAUCAGUUGGUUGCUGCCCUUCUCUUUGCUACAUGUAAGCUGAAGUUCAAUCAAAGUGUGGGCAGGCUUUCAUCAGUAUUAGUUGACCAUUUCCAGGUGUGUAGUUGUGAUUGUGUCUGUGUGUUCAGGUUUUUAUGAUGUAUAUAGGUGUCCGUCAUCAUGUUUGUUUAAAGCUAAGAGGUCAGAGAAGGAUCUCUGGCUGGGGGGUAUUUUUUGAGGUAUUCAUGUCUUAAAGAAAUAGAUAUUUUGGAAAAAUGCUCAUCUAAUCUAAGAGUUCGACAAGAAGAUUUGAUACUACUCUCAAUUCUGGCUGUAGGGUAAAUAUGUAGCUGGAGCUAGCAGCCUGUUAGCAUAGCUUAGCACAAAGACUGGAAACAAGGGGAAACAGCUAGUCUGGCUCUGUCCAAAGGUAACAAAAUAAAUCCACCUAGCAGUCCCUUUAUAGCAAACAAGCCGGAGUGUAAAGCAGGAAGUCACUGCGCUCGGCCCAGAGAAAUCCCCCCUUUGUCCGUAUUAAACAAACAAAGAUACAGCUUAUUAGAUUUUGAGCUUUAGAGGCGCUAGUAGGCAGAUAAAUAUGAGGAAUGAGUCCUAAAACCUUCCGGUUCCAGUGUCUCAAAGUCAAUGUUGUUGUUUUUUCAAUGGCAAAGUCAUACGACAAACGUUUUACUUUGCAUUUAUGCUUGAAAAAUCAUAAAAGUGGUGUUCAUCUGUGAAGGUUAUGCUGAACAAAACGUGUAAGUAGUGCUUAUUUUCUGCAAUAAUUCAAAAUCCCAUUGGUUUUUUGUGGAGGGGAACCAAUGCGAAGCCAAUUUCUGGGUUUGGCCUACAAAAAUACAUAAAGCCUGCAGCACUCUAUUGUUACCUUUUAGGCAGAGCUGGCUGUUUCCAGUCUAUAUGCUCGAUAGCUUAAUAUUAAACAGACAGAUAUGAUAUACAAUUCUUCUCAAAAUGUCAAAUGAUUCCUUCAAGAAGGGCAGAUGAGCUACUUCCCUGCAACACUGAGAUGUUUUUCCACCUCAGAUUCUUGCGAGUAGGACAAAUCAACACAGGUUGCAUAACGGCCCACAGCUAAGAAGUUACUACACGAGUUGGUUAGUCAUCAUGCUGUUUGAUUUCGAACAGAUUUAGGCGUUGUUUCGCUUUACGACACCGUCCUUGUCAGUCUGUAAACGGGUAGUUUUAACUUUAAACACUGCAUAUUCAAUUUUUGGAGUUUUCUUUGUGGAUGAAGAGUAUACAAGGCUCCGCACUGUCACCAUUUUUCUUUAUGAAUCACUCAAGCCCUCACUUGCAAUCAUAGUCAGGAAGGAAUGUAAUUAGCAGAUCUCAGAAUCAAAUGAUGUGAGUCAUGGACACCACAUGGCACAAGAUCACAGCAUGAAUGUGAAUCGUAGCAUGACUGUAGUACUAUGAUGAAGCAAGUCACAGAACAGGGUGUACUCUUUUGUUGAAGAGAAAAACAGCACCUUAUUAUGUGAAACAGAUUUUACUCUUCCUUGUUUCUAAUUUGUCUACUUCAGGGUUGAAGAUUGCAACCAGUUUAAGGACCCCUAACGCUUCACGACUCAUUUCAAAUCUUAAUUAAACUUUUCUUUCCGUUGUCCGUCUAAAGAUUGAUGAUAUGAUGCUGCCGACCCACUCGUGAGAAUGUAUGAGGUGAUGUCCGGUGACACCCUGUCCUGGAAGGUGGCCAGUCCAAGACAAAGCGUCACGAGCAGCCCCGAAUCGCAAUCCACUGGAGACGGAGGGCCAGUCAAGAUCCUCAAAGUGUGCUUCUCCACCAACAACAACGUGGGCAAGAACUUCAAGCUGGUUAAAUGUGACAGCUCCUGGCAAAUUAGGGCUAUCAUUCGGUCGAUUCUGAUCUGUGGUCGAUUGGGGCCGAACAUCAAACACGCAGCAUGCUACGGUCUCCUGCUGAAGCACCUGAAGUCAGAAGAACUUCACUGGCUGCAUCCAGAUAUGACUGUUGGGGAGGUGGAGCAACGCUACGAGAGCCAACACGUGGAAGCUGAGUGGAGGUAUGACCUUCGUAUCAGAUACGUUCCCGUCAAUUUCUUGGAAAAAUUCAAAGAUGACAGAUCUACGUUAGUGUUUUUUUACCAACAGGUGCGUAGUGAUUACAUGCAGUAUCAUGCCUCUAAGGUCAGUGAGGGGAUGGCGCUGCAGCUCGGUUGUUUGGAGAUCAGGAGGUUCUACAAAGACAUGAAUGCAAAAGGUCUGGAGAAGAAGUCCAACUUUGAGCUGCUAGAAAAAGAGGUGGGCCUGGACCUCUUCUUUCCUCAACAGCUGAUUAACAGCAUGAAGUCAAGGCACCUACGGAAGUUGAUCCAGCAAACGUUUCAACAGUACUCAACACUCAAGGAGGAGGACUGCAUGAACAAGUUUUUCGAGAAGCUCAAAGAGGUCAGCAGCUACGAUGAAGAGGUUUUCCCAUGUGAACUAGUGCAAGGUUGGAGUCUAGCAGUGGAGCUGGUCAUCGGUGGGAGGGGGAUUCGCCAACGCACACAGAAGAAUUCAGCGCCGGUUUUUCUAGCCGACUUCAAACAGAUCAAGAAAAUACAAUGCUUAUCUCAGAGCGAUGGGAAGGCUCUCUUAGACCUCAACGUAGAGGGAGCCAGACAACGGCUGUCGAUCAAUGUGGCCACAGUCCCUAUGGCAGAGAACAUGAUGGACCUUAUUGAUGGCUACUGCCGCUUGGAAAAUGACACGGAUGAAACUGUUAUCUACCGACCAAAUAAAGAUGCCAAUGUGCAGAGUGCCCUACCUGAGAUUCCCACAGAAAGAGACACCAGCUCGACCAGACACAGUAUGGGGUCGGAUAUCUAUUGUGAGAUUCUCGAUGAAAGGCCGAGAUCAGUUGUUAAGUACGGGAUUGACCGAAGUGACAUUGUUCUGGGCCGAAUCCUUGGUUCGGGUUUUUUUGGGGAAGUCUACGAUGGAGUUUACAAAAAAGAUAGUGGCGAGAGGGUUAAUGUGGCAGUGAAGACCUGCAAAGACUGUUCACCUGAUGUGAUGGAGAAGUUCAUGAGUGAAGCAGUAAUUAUGAAGAACCUCAAUCAUCAGCACAUCGUCAAACUGAUCGGAAUCAUAGAGGACGAUCCUGUGUGGAUAGUCAUGGAGCUUUAUCAGCAUGGAGAGCUUGGGAACUACCUAUCGGAGAACCAGAAUACGAUGACAAAUAUAACUCUGGUGCUGUACAGCCUGCAGAUCUGCAAGGCUCUCGUCUACCUCGAAGGGGUCAACAUGGUACACAGAGACAUUGCUGUGCGGAACAUCUUAGUCGCCAGUCCAGACUGUGUGAAGCUCGGAGACUUCGGUCUGUCGAGAUACAUUGAGGACGAAGAAUACUACAAAGCAUCUGUUACUCGGUUGCCAAUCAAGUGGAUGGCUCCAGAAUCCAUCAACUUCAGACGUUUCACCACCGCCAGUGAUGUCUGGAUGUUUGCUGUAUGUAUCUGGGAGAUAAUGAGUUGUGGACAGCAGCCGUUCUUCUGGCUCGAGAACAGAGACGUCAUCAACCAACUGGAGCAGGGAAUCAGGCUGCCCAAGCCAGACAACUGCCCUCCUGCCCUCUACUCACUCAUGACCCGCUGCUGGUCCUACGAUCCCAGAGAGAGACCCAGCUUCACCGAGCUGGUGGUGAAGAUCAGUGAUGUCCACAAGAUGGAGGAGGAGCAGGAAGUGGAGAGAGAGAGGGACAGAACACGCUCCACCAAAAUCUUCGACACCAAGUUCAACUUCAACGAACCUCCUCCCAAGCCUUCAAGAAUGAAACCAGGGCGGUUCGGGAACACGCUCAGUAUUGGUCUACGCAUUCAGCUGAACGAGGCUCUGUGUGCCAGCUCACCCGACCUGGCCAGCCCAUGUGAAUACCAGUCCCCCGUCGACUCCAUGCACACUAUUGGGUUGCCAGCCAUCAGGUCCCCUCGGCGUCGCAGCAUAGGGGAGGGCGAGUUUUUCCGAGUGGAAGCAAACAGCAGGGAGGAAGCCACGCGCCUGUGGCAGAAGGAGAGACGGCACAUGCAGAACACUCUCCGCCGGCAAAAAGAGCAGAUGAUGGAGGAUGAAAAGUGGCUGGAGAAGGAGGAGAGACUCCUGGUGGGAAACAGAGCAUCAUUAACUUGUGUCAACCCCCUCUCUGUGUCUCUGUGUCCCCCCACUCUGUUGAAUGUGGCCCUGGAGGCUAUGUGGAACGAGGCAUCGUUAAACAACACCAACCCACUUGUCCACUCUCGACGCCCUGCUAGCCUUAAAUUGAAUGUUCCCCUGAUAACAGUUCCAAAGAGCGGGUCCAUGACCAUAUUGUAUAAAAUUAACCUGCCUGUUCUUUUGCAGGACCCCAUGGGACCAGAAGACGCUGCCGGCCCAGCGUCCCCUGAAGGUGACGCAGAACAUUCACCUCCAGAGAAGCCCCCAAGGCUCACAGCACAGCCUGCGCCCACAGCUGAGCUGGACCGCUCUGACGACAAGGUGUACCAAUACGUCAUGGACCUGGUCAAAGUUGUUGUCCAACUCAAGAACGACAUCAUAGAGGUGCCACCGGAAAAAUACAUCACCGUUGUCCAGUCUGUUGGGAUGGCUUUACGAGAUCUGAUUCGCAGUGUGGAUGACAUACUGCCCACCUUACACGAGUCAGUCAGGACUGAGAUCGAGGGCACCCAGAAGCUGCUGAACAACGACAUGGCGGAGCUGAUCAGCAAAAUGCGGCUGGCCCAGCAGAAUUCCAUCACCACUUUGAAGGAGGAGUGUAAGAAACAGAUGCUGGCUGCAGCACACAAUCUGGCUAUGGACAGUAAGAACAUGUUAGAUGCUGUGGACCAAGCCAGAGUCAGGGCCAACUUAGCCAAGCCAGUGGCCCCCUAGUGGACUGUAAGCUCUCCCAUUCAAGCUAACGAUUCACAUCUGUCAGUCGGAAAUAACAUUUGCACAAAAUUGAGCAUUUUUGUUGUGAUCAAACUGCUUAAAUUAAGGCUUUGUCAAUCCUCAUCAUACCUGUAAAUGUGUGUUGUUAAAGCAGGGGUGCUGAAGUUUUGUCUCCCCCUUCUGGCAAUGAGAGUAACAUACACAAACACUGUCAGCGCUGCGUAUGAUGCAUGUCUGCAGGUGAACUUGCAGCAUCUCCCACGGCUCCAGGAGUGUCUAUCCUCAACAUCGAUGUUUUUUGUUUUUUUUUACUUAAAUUCUUCCUCCACACUUUUUUUUUUAUCUGGGGAUUCACUACAGAAACUUGUCUUGGCCACUUCUUAUGCUGCUUCUUAUUCUCACCAAACGCGUCACGAAUUCAUCGCGCCGCAUAUUCGCGUCCAUCGCGCCGCGCCAUCGCAAAUUCGCGCCGCUCCAGUCUCAUGGCG
Molecule: messenger RNA, 6040 nt
Organism: Anarrhichthys ocellatus (wolf-eel)
Lineage: Eukaryota; Metazoa; Chordata; Actinopteri; Perciformes; Anarhichadidae
Gene: ptk2bb
Product: protein tyrosine kinase 2 beta, b
Exons: 30
Coding region: 2334-5552 (1072 amino acids)
Biological process (GO): signal complex assembly; protein phosphorylation
Cellular component (GO): focal adhesion; cytoskeleton
Molecular function (GO): ATP binding; protein tyrosine kinase activity
Source: RefSeq, a predicted model, not a curated record